Molecule: messenger RNA, 2156 nt
Organism: Cololabis saira (Pacific saury)
Lineage: Eukaryota; Metazoa; Chordata; Actinopteri; Beloniformes; Belonidae
Gene: pax9
Product: paired box 9
Exons: 4
Coding region: 264-1277 (337 amino acids)
Biological process (GO): anatomical structure development; regulation of transcription by RNA polymerase II
Molecular function (GO): DNA-binding transcription factor activity, RNA polymerase II-specific; RNA polymerase II cis-regulatory region sequence-specific DNA binding
Source: RefSeq, a predicted model, not a curated record
UGAGCGCAAAUGGGGAAGGGGAGCCAAUCGGCGACGCGCAGGCCUCGGAAGCCCAACCUCCCGAUUUCAGCAGAUUGAAAUGUAAGCCUGUCUCCAGCGCUUUCAGGAAACAGAUCGAGAAUUUUGUCCCUCUUGUUCCUCAUCGCGUAAGAAAAGGUGUGCUUGGACACGAUUUUAGGACAGCGGUCACGCUGGACGCGGAGUGGGAUCCACGCAGGGCGCACAAACCGGACACCGUGUUCUUCGUUUGCGGCUUUAACACGAUGGAACCUGCCUUCGGUGAGGUGAACCAGCUAGGCGGCGUGUUCGUAAACGGCCGGCCGCUCCCCAACGCCAUUCGCCUUCGGAUCGUGGAGCUGGCCCAGCUCGGGAUCCGACCCUGCGACAUCAGCCGGCAGCUGCGCGUCUCCCACGGCUGCGUGAGCAAGAUCCUGGCCCGCUACAACGAGACCGGCUCCAUCCUGCCGGGGGCCAUCGGAGGCAGCAAGCCGCGCGUCACGACGCCCACCGUGGUCAAGCACAUAAGGACUUACAAGCAGAGGGACCCGGGGAUUUUUGCCUGGGAGAUCCGGGACAGGUUACUGGCCGACGGCGUUUGCGACAAGUUCAACCUCCCCUCCGUCAGCUCCAUCAGCCGGAUCCUGCGGAACAAGAUCGGGAAUCUGUCCCAGCAGAGCCACUACGAGUCGGGCAAGCAGGGGCCUCAUCCACCGCCUCAGCCAACGUUACCCUACAACCACUUGUACUCAUACCCGACUUCUAAAGUGCCCACCCCCCCUGGCAUGCCCACCCUUCCCGGACACAUGGCCAUGCACAGGAUAUGGCCCUCCUCGCACUCUGUAACAGAUAUUCUGGGGAUACGGUCCAUUACAGAGCAACAAAUUAGUGACAGUCCAUCCUUUCCCAGCGCCAAACUAGAGGACUGGAGCGCUAUAAACAGGAGUAAUUUCACGCCAGCAAGCUCUCCACUAGUCAAUGGCAUGGAUAAACCGCAUUUAGAACCCGAAGCAAAAUACACACAGACGCCGAAUGGAUUGCCCACAGCGAACAGCUAUGUCACAGCGCCCAGCAUCCGUCCCUACCACCCUCCCACCCAAGUGUCACCCUACAUGGGGUUCAGCGCCACCACGUCGGCCUAUGUGACCGGAGCCACGUGGCAGCCGGCCAGUGGCAGUGCUCUAUCUCCCCACAGCUGUGACAUCGCCACUCCCCUGGCCUUCAAGAGCGUGACAGGCAGCCGUGACGCCAUCCACCCGGUCGCCGCCUCGGCGCUGUGAGGUCAGCUCCAUGGACUGAUGGCAGGAAAGGGGGGUGGUGCCAGCCAGAGAUGGAGAGGACAGGAGACUGCGAGUCUGCCUCCCGUCCCUCCGUGGCCUCGUUUGGCUCCCGUUGCCACUCUCCUGAGAAGGACUCGGGGGACCCCCAGGACCCAGAUCUGUGCUGCUGGGUAUGAGACGCCCCCCCCGAACCCACUCGGCCCCCCCGCACUCCCCUUCCAGCUCCACACAGAGACACCAAAGACACAAAAAGGAGUACACAGUUCACACGACAAACUUAUUGCCAAAAAGAACUUGCAGGACAGGUGUACUGAAGAGCAUCUCUGCCCGCCAACACAAUCCCCCUCAAAUUCUUUACUGCAAACUCCCUCACAUGUCUUUGGGCAAAACUGGGUAAUGUAUAACUUCAAAAAUACGCAAUCACAGAAAAGGGAAAACACUUUGCAUGAGUGUUUCAGGGUGCUUGUUAAUUGCUAUUGUGUGUGUCUUUUUUUUUUUUUUUUUUUUUAAAGUUUGUAUGCUUUUGUUGUUGUCAUUUGAUAAAAUGGAGCAUUGUUUCCCCUCCACCCUUCUACCCAUGUAGCCCACGCAAGAGCUCCACAGAGAAGUUUAUUUAUUAGGUUAAGGUACGUUGAAUGAAGUGCAAUUAGCCUUACAGAAAGUAUGGAAAUCUCCAUGCACAUUUGGACAAAAUUGGCAUUGGUCUUAUGCUGGAGUCGAGAGAUUAACAAUUGACAAAUGUUGCACAAUGAAAUUGAAUGUAUCUUAUUAAAUUGUUUGGCUGUUACUGAUCUUCGUGGAGUUUUGGUUGUUUGGGGAUUCCUCGGCACAGGGGACAUGUUCAUCAUCAUCUCAGCUAAAAAUAUUUCUAAACCUCCG